AUGCUGCUCAAUGGCAGCCUGGGGUUGCGCAGCAGCCCGGGCCCCUUUGUCUCAGUGCAGCGCGCACAUCGCGUGCGGCCUGUGGCGAGGGCCGAGGGCGGGGGCGACAGCGGCGCCAAGGGCGGCACCGCGCUCUCAGAGGACAUGAUUGCGCGGCUCCGCGCCGCCGAGGAGGAGGCCGCACGGCUCAAGAAGCAGCUAUCGGAUCUGCAGCAGGCGCAGCAGGCGGGCGGCGCCCCGGCCCAGCCGCGCGACCCGGUGCUUGACGGCGCCCCCAAGCGCAUCGACGGCACCGACAAGCGCGAGACGCUGUUCAGCGGCCCUUCCAAGCGCAACUCCUGGCUCAGCGAAGAGGACGUGGACUGGAUCACGGGGGGCGGCCCCAGCGAGGCGUCCGCCAGCAGUGGCCCCACAGAGGAGCAGCAGAGCCUCAUCGGCCGCCGCCUCGCCAUCGGGGCCGUCGCCACCGCGGGGCUGGUGGCGUUCUCCCUGGUGCCGACCAAGGACCUGCGGCUGAAGCCCGCCAAGCCGCUGUACUUCUACCUCACGGCGCUGCUGAGGGUGCAGGAGCAGCUGGUGCAGUGCAAGGACCUGGUGGAGGACGCCGACUGGACGACACUGCGCCUCAUCCUGCCGCGCAUCACGGGGCCACCGGGUGACGCCAAGGCCAGCCUCUUUGACGCCAUCGCCCUGCUCAACGACAGGGCCGUGGCUGCCAAGGCUGAGGAGGUGGCGGGCGACUUUUUGGAGUCUGUCGCCAACAUUGACAGCCCGCGGCGCUACUACGACGCGAUGCCGUCACGCCAGAUCUCCGGGUCCCAGAACGCCGAGUUUGUGCGGUUCAGCAGCGGCGCCCUGGUGCGGGCGCAGUCUAAGCUGACAGAGUUCCUGGCGCUGAUGCCGCGCGACGCUGUGGCGGCGGCCAAGCAGGCGGUGGCCGCAGAGCUGGCCGGCGCAGGGGUGGAGUGA
This is a messenger RNA of Monoraphidium neglectum, 969 nucleotides long. RefSeq lists its product as hypothetical. The record is from RefSeq and is a predicted model, not a curated record. The transcript has 6 exons. The coding region runs from base 1 to 969 and encodes 322 amino acids. Lineage: Eukaryota; Viridiplantae; Chlorophyta; Chlorophyceae; Sphaeropleales; Selenastraceae.